This is a messenger RNA of Paramecium primaurelia, 1740 nucleotides long. The record is from the annotation of a GenBank genome assembly. Lineage: Eukaryota; Ciliophora; Oligohymenophorea; Peniculida; Parameciidae.
AUGAGUGAUUAACAAAUCCUAACACAAACAGAAUAAUAAAUUAUUAAUCUUUAACCCUAGAUUAAUACCUUACAACCCAUUCAACCACCAUUACCUAUGGAUAUAGGCACGGGGGUGUUGGGUCGUGUGGGGUUGAUUUCUACUAUAGAGGACCCAUUUUUGAAAUAAAUAAUGAUUUAGCAUUGCUACUAAGAUUAAAUUUUGAACUAUUCCUUUAUGUUGAUAAGGGAGUUGUUGAAUUCUAAUAUAUUUUACAUUAAAGAAAUUGUUAAUAAUUAAAAAACACAUAAUCAAAAUAAAACCAUACAUUAUUCAAAUCAAACCUAAUAACGUUAUUAGAAGAAUCAUUCGGACUUAAUGACUGUCUAAAUCAUAUUCUAGAUUAAGCUAAAAGUAAUAAUUAUCAAAAAUGUAUAUCAAUUAUAUCCGAUGGCUACUUCUUCCCCAAAAUGCUUUAAUAUGCAGGCGAACAUUAUAAAGUUUAAUUCAUCGUUUUCAAUGCUCGCAAGAAGAAAUAUUAUAGAUACGGUCCUUAAUCCCACUAAAAAAAAUACUUUAUUUUUCAAAAGAAUACCUAAAUANAUGAACUCUUGCAGAGGCAUUUCAUAAGAAUUCAGUUUAAAAGAGGAAACUCUCGUUGUAUUUAAAUCCUACUUAGCAAUAACUUCAGGAGGAAUGGAUAAAAAAGUGGCUCAAUCAUUGAAUAAUGUUUUUGCCACAAACAUUCAUCAAUCAUAGUAAAAUGCAGAAAAAUUAGUCUAUAAUGAUUUUGAUGUGGCUUUUGCUGUAGGAGUUGUCUUCAAGCUUCUUGUGGGAUAAAAAAUUGAAUUUCUUGAUUAUUUUUGUAAAUGACAUUAUCAUUAUUUAUAGGUUAGUUUUAUAGUUAAGUAAAUGAUAAAUAGAAAUACGCUUUAGACCUACUCAAAUAUACUGUUUACUAACUUGAUAAAAGUGACCCAAUGUUCUAUUUAAACACUUUAUUAGCAAAUAAAAAUAUUCCUAAUUAAUAAUUAUAACCAGGAAUUAGUUUAUCUAAAAUUUAUACAUUUGUUCAUUUGUGUGAAUUAGCCUCAUUUUUUAAACCCUUUUAAAAGCAUCCAAAUUAAAUUUUAAAUUCAUAAUUCUCUAUGUUCCCUUAUGUAUUUUGGUAAAGAUAUGAUUAAGUUAAUCUCAAUGAAGUAAGACCUGAAAUAGACUUAUACUUUUAUUAGCCUUCUUCAACAUUGUAUUAUUUUAUUAUUAUUUUAGUCCAAUUCUUGUGUUAUAAUAAUAUGAUGACCCCCAACUUUCAUAUCAGAUAUUUAAAGAACAUUAAAUUUUUAUGUCACACAUUUCAACAUAAUUGAUUUUAGAUGCUGUCAGUCGUCAAUUGUCUCAAACUUCAGAAAAUCUAAAAAAUCAACCUUACAAAGUUGCAAAUUUGAGAGAAUUAGGAUUAAUUUUAUUUGCUGGACAACCAUAAUUAGAGGAUAAAUUACUUAAAUUUGAGAAGAUACCAAAAAUGUAAUCAAUUAGAGAUUAUAUGUAGUGGUGAAACUCUUAGUUUUUUAAUUAAUCCUAAAGCUUCUUUAGAAAUUGUAAAGAAAGAAUUGACUAAAGAUUAAGAAUAAGAGAUUGUAAAAGAAUAGGCAUAGUUAAAUUAGAAUUAGGGUUAAGUCUUUGAUAUUUUUGCAACAUAAAUUCCAAAUUAACAAAAAUAAGUUAAUGAGUUGAGAAAGACCAUUUCAUAUUGAAUAAUAA